Messenger RNA from Suillus clintonianus, 1609 nucleotides. RefSeq names its product DNA primase large subunit. Gene Ontology annotation, cellular component: alpha DNA polymerase:primase complex. The record is from RefSeq and is a predicted model, not a curated record. Bases 72 to 1547 code for a protein of 491 amino acids. Gene Ontology annotation, biological process: DNA replication, synthesis of primer. Lineage: Eukaryota; Fungi; Basidiomycota; Agaricomycetes; Boletales; Suillaceae. The transcript is spliced from 8 exons.
CUCGUGUCUCGACGCGUUCCCUCCAUUGCAUCUACUGACUCACCUUGGACUCACCCAUCGUUUUUCUCGCAAUGUACAAUAAUUCUGAAAGGAGGAAAUUCGACCCAACGAGAUUUGACCCGUCGAAAUCAGUCGAGAAAGAGUGGCCUUUCCGUCUCAACUUUUAUGACAAGUCCCCGUGGUAUGAAGUCACUUUAGAGGACUUUGAAAGAUACGCUCUGGAUCGCCUUCGCGUUCUUGCAGAGAUCGAAUCGUCUUUUGCACGUAACAGAUCUUGGGAGGAGUUGAAGAAUGUGACCACGCGGCAGUGCAAGGAAUACCUUCCUCUCAACAGCAGCAGUGCCUCAACUAUAGAUACGCAGACUGAAAGGAGAAAUGACCACCUGGGUCACUUCGUACUCAGACUUGCUUUCUGUCGAUCGGAGGAUUUGAGGAGGAGGUUCGUGAAAGCGGAGACAGCUCUCUUUCGAGUGAGAUAUGAGAGUGAUGAUACAAAAGAGCGAGAGCUCUUCCUGAAAUCCCGAGACUUUCAGUGGACUGAGGUCAACUCCGAGGAGAAACAGCAAUAUGCCAGUGAACUGAAGGCGCUAGGAGUGGCAGGUGUACAGCAGCCAGAGGAAGGAGUUCCGGCAACGUCUGUGAAAGUGAUCCCAACGGAGAAGCUUUACAAGGUGAGAUGGACUCAAGUGCCGGAUCUCGUCAAUAAGCGACGUGUCCUGGUAAAAGAUGGCUGGGCGUACGUUCCCAGUAAGGAACAGCUCAGUAUCGUUUUGCGAGCAUUUGAGGCGAGCCUUGAAAAUGCGCUCGAUUCGACCGCUCGAUCAAUAAUGCGCAUGGACGGUGACACUCGCCUAACUGAAAUCCUCAACCAUAUGUCUCGCGGGUUUGUCGCAGGGGUGGCUUCGGAGUACUCUGGUCCAGCCACGGGCGACGAGAUCAGAGCAGACAUGGUGGAUGAUCUUGCUAAACGACACUUCCCCUUGUGCAUGCGGAACUUACACGAAUGCCUCAUGCGGGACCGUCACCUGAAACAUUUUGGCCGGCUGCAAUAUGGCCUGUUUCUCAAGGUUCUUGGUUUGUCGAUAGACGAAGCAAUUGCAUUUUGGAGGAAGGCUUUCAGUAACGUCACAGACGACAAGUUCAACAAAGAGUACAAGUACAAUAUCAGACAUUCAUUUGGACUGGAAGGGAAGCGUGCCAACUAUCCGGCGAAGAGCUGUCAGCAGAUUCUCUUGACAGACAAGCCCGGUCCUUCUGAUUGCCAUGGAUGUCCAUAUCGGCACUUUGCGCCAGACAACUUGCAAACGAGUUUAUUAGCAACUUAUUCGUCACAAGGACUCACAUCGGCGGAUCUAGUGGAGGUCAUGCGCACUGUGAAGGAAGGGCACUAUCAUGUUGCCUGUACGCGAGUUUUUGAGAUCACUCAUGCAACAGGAGGAGUCAAAAAAGGGGAUGGGAUCGGAGGAGGAGAAAGUGUCACGCAUCCUAAUCAAUAUGCUGCAAAGAGUAUAGAAAUUGAGAAAGGGGAUGCAAUGGUUGUAGAGUAGAAUAACGUCUGUGUUGUAUUUAUGGAGUUGUGGUUAUAUACAGUGUUUGGUGUCCUUGAACU